Molecule: messenger RNA, 709 nt
Organism: Triticum aestivum (bread wheat)
Lineage: Eukaryota; Viridiplantae; Streptophyta; Magnoliopsida; Poales; Poaceae
Exons: 2
Coding region: 81-464 (127 amino acids)
Source: RefSeq, a predicted model, not a curated record
CCGGUCGGGGCGACCUCAAAGUUUCAAACCAUCGAAACCUAGCACGUACGCGCACCGUCGUUUGCUUGGAUCGAGAAGCGAUGGAAUACUACGAUUACGCAGAUGAAAACGAGCCAGCGUGGGUUGGGAUGAAGAGAGGCCACGAGCGGUCCGACCGCAAGCUCGACGCCGCGUCGACGGAGAAGCGCCACAAGUGCGACGACGGUAGCUGGAAGGCCGUCGCCGCAUAUGCACCGGUGGCGGGGACGAAGCGAGCCUACGAGCGAUCCGAGGAGUUUGACUUGUCGACAGAUAAAAGGUACAGGUGCAACUACUGGGAGGACCCUGCUAGCGCGCUGAUCCUGGAGCUCCGCGGGGGAAGGAAAUCCAGCGGCGCCGCUCGCAACAAUAUGAUUUGGCGCACCAUCAAGGAGAUCGACGACUGGUGCGACGAGCUUCAGGCGGCGCGAGAAAGCAAGAUGUAAUUUGAUUCUAGUAUCUUUUCUCUUCUGUCUUUCUUUGACGCGCGUGGAGUACUUUACUACUUCACGAAAUAAAUGUAAAACGUUCCAGGUUUUAGAUAUGUAUAAGAGGGGUAUCAGGUCACUAGUAUAUUUGUUUAUAGAGGGUGUUUGUGCUUGUGCUUGACACACUACCGUACAUGAAUUCCGGGUUGGAUGUAUUUUUCAAUUUCUGUAAGAACAGUUUUGUGAGGGUAUGUGCUACUUAA